Molecule: messenger RNA, 3434 nt
Organism: Lolium rigidum
Lineage: Eukaryota; Viridiplantae; Streptophyta; Magnoliopsida; Poales; Poaceae
Exons: 3
Coding region: 246-3119 (957 amino acids)
Molecular function (GO): calmodulin binding
Source: RefSeq, a predicted model, not a curated record
CUUCGCUCCGGCCGCCUCCGCACUCGCAGCCUGGAGGGAGGGAGGGAGGCUCCCUCCGAUCGGGGCCUCUGUCGAUCUCUCCAAGGUCCAUAAUUUAUCUCGGAAAUUGGAUACUCCUUGAUAAUUGUUGUCUGAGGUGUGAACAGCAAAUUUGUUGGUAUCUUCUGGGAGUGUAGCUAUUCUCCAAUUCAGAGGGAAGAACACUCAGCUGAGACAAGCACUAUCUCAGCUACUGGAAGGCUUCAAUGUCCAAAGUUUUGGAAAGAAGAAAUUCAUUUGGUGCCACCACUCCUGCAAGCUCAACUUCAGCUUCAGAUUCUUCAAGAAAGGAGGAGAAGCCAGUACCACGUUAUCUAAGACCAUCUACAGGCUCAUGCCAUGAUUUGUGCAAGCAUGGACACAGGAAUCCUUCUGAAGAAAUUCAGAAAUUUUUAGGAGGGCGAAGAAAAAAACUUCCAACUCAUCUGAAUAAUUUGACGUUGCAUGGAUCAAUUACCUUGGAUACACCACCCAAGGAUGCCAGGAGCAGAAGAAAUAUUUCACUUGUCAAAUCAAGUAUAUCACUGGGUGAAGCUGACCGUGUUGUUCACAAGAUAAAAUCAGCAAAUUUGAGAGGCGCUGCAUCAUCAGAACACUUGGUCCCACUUGUUGCUUUGGCUGAUCAUAAAAGCGUGAGCUCUGAUGGAAGAAAGAAACAGCCGGUGGUUGCACAGAGGACUUCCCCUAAUCCAAAGUCACCCAACGGAGUACGUAAUUUUGAUAAAAAAGCAGCAAUGCCAGUCAAGGGUUCGAAGUUGCCAGAGAAGACACAGCAGGAAAAAGCUAGAACUGUGGAAAAGACACUGCAGGAGAGAGCUAGAACUGCGGAAAAGACACCGCGGGAGAAAGCUAGAACUGCGGAAAAGGCCACUACUGUCAAGCAAUCAUUGGUUAAGAGACCAGCCUCACUUCCCACUAAACUCAACCUGAUUAAGCAAUCGUCUGUGUCAUCUCAGGCUUCCAGUAAUCUAGUAUCUUCAAAAGAUAAAAAUACUCUGAAGGGAAGGCUUACAUCUUCACCAGCAAUUAUUACCGGCAAGCGUACAAGCAAUAGCGGUAAAGCUGGAAGAAGUCCUAUGAGGUCCAGUAAUGCAAAUAUUGAUGGGAAAAGUGGCUCAGAUUUACUGAUAACACCAUUAUCCAUUGAAUCUGACAUUACCGCUUCUGUCAAAAUACAAGAUGAUGUGCAAGAUUCAUGUGUUACAGACCAUCUUGUGGAGUCAACAGCAGCAGAACUGUCUGCAGAUGCCACAGAAUAUGCCGAAAAAUUUCGAAUAGAACCAGAAGAAACAAGUUCAGAGGAUGGCUUGGAUAUGUCCAUAACAUCAUCCUCUGUAGAAUCUGAUGUUGAAGCACAAGAUGAUGUGCAAGGUUCAUGUAUUGCAGGUCAUAGCGUGGAGUCAGCACUAGCAGAACUGCCGCCAAGUGCUACAGAAUAUGUAGACAAAUCUGGACCUACAGCAAAAGAUGCAUGUACAUUCAUUUCAGAGGACGAAGUGGAAUGUCAUGAAAAUAUUGAAGCAUUGGCUGCUGAACUCCCUAUCAAAAGUAUCAUUGCUCUUGAAUUGCAGCGAUCAUUUGAUGGCCAGGAAGUCAAGGCUGUGAUAACUAAAUCUGAUCUAGAACAUAUGCAACCAGAACAGAAUGCCAUUGCUAAUCGAGCUUUAAAGGGUGAAGACAUACAAACUGAUGAUGCAGCUCUGUACCAACUAUCUGAACGGUUAACUGCUGUGCAAACUGCAGGUGUACAUGAUUCUGCACUAACUGAAAGUACCUUGCAAAGUGAUGCUGAUGGAGUGAAAGUCAACGCUGGUGUGGAGUCUUUGGUAAUUGAAAGUAGGGAGGACGUGGGAGCUCAUGAAGACACUGAUGAUGCAGCUCCCUGCCAAUCAUCUAAAGAUGUGGAAUGUGAUGCUGAUGGAGUGGAAGUCAACGCUGGUGUGGAGUCUGUGGUAAUUGAAAGUAGGGAGGACGUGGGAGCUCAUGAAACCACUGAUGAUGCAGCUCCAUGCCAAUCAUAUAAAGAAUUAACAGCUGUGCAAAAUGCAGAUGUAAGAUCGGAGACUGAAGCUGAUGAAGUGAAGAUCAUUGAAAAUGGUAGUGUGCAGUCUGUUAUCACUGAAAAUGGAGAGUACAUGGGAGCUCAUGAAGACCUCCAAGGGCUUCCGGAACUAGGGGCACUUGAUAAAGAACAUGCUGAUCCUGAGUAUUGCCUCGAUUGCAGUGCAGGAAAUGCAACUGAAAAUGUUAACGCUGCUGAAAUUGUUGAGGUUAAGACUUUCAAUGGUACACCUCAUUGCCAGUCAAUUUUAGAAACUUCAUCAGAUGGUGAACUUCUGGAGCAACCAAAGCCUGUGUUAACUGAACCAAUACAAACUGAUGUGGUAACAAGUGUCCAUAACGAUGGCACCUUUGAACAGGAUAAACUGAAAUCAAUGAUUGUUGCUCAACAGCUACUGGAAGAACUAUCAGAUGAUGAGAAUUAUGAAGAAUAUGAUUAUGAGUUAGUUGAAUUAGAUGAGUCUGAUGCAGAACAUGAAGGAGUAACAAUCAACCCAAAUAUUGAUGAAUCUUCGAAGGAAAAAGGCCAAUGGACAAAAAGAAUCUCAUCACUUCACCCAGAUGAAGCUAGUACCACACCUUACAAAUUGAAGUUUAAAAGGGGUAAAAUUGUAGAACUCACACCAGAUAGUAAUGGCCCGAGAAGACUCAUAUUUAGAAGAAGAGCUGCAAGUGAAGUUGCAAAUGGUGAUGGUCAGCUAGCCAGAAGGAUUUAUAAGAGGAAUAUAAGAAAUAAUGGGGUUCCUGCUGAACCUGAUUUGGAAUCUCCUGGAGUGAAACUGAGGCAUCAGGAUGCACAAGACAAGAAGGAUGCACAGGGGCUGUUCAACAAUGUAAUAGAAGAAACUGCAAGCAAGCUUGUGGAGUCUAGGAAAAGCAAGGUAAAGGCUUUGGUUGGUGCUUUUGAAACGGUGAUACUUCUCCAGGACGGCAAUCCCUCACCUUCCACACCACAGGCAAGUAUGUCUCCAUAUUCAGUUCACAAUGACGGUGAAAAGGCAUCGGAUGGACCAGUGUAGAUUAUGCACAUCUUACUGAAUCGCCAAGUUUGCAGUAAUCUUCUGGAAUUUUCUUAUUUUUCCUCCAAAACUGGAUUUAGUGAAAGAGUGCUUUUGCAUAGUUUGUGUGUUGCGUCUCUUUUAGUGAGGAUUAACCAUUUUCUCAAAAGUUUUUGGAAUUUACAGUACAUAGCCAAGGUGCUUCAUGCAGAUACCAUUUCAAUUAUAUUUCAAUGUAAAUGAACUGAGACACCAAAAAAGAGAAAAUGAAUUGUGAUUAUGUUGGGCUUGGAUUCUGAAGUAUUAUAAUACAAGUAUUGGUUUAAGAUUUGUUUA